Messenger RNA from Colletotrichum godetiae, 1728 nucleotides. RefSeq lists its product as uncharacterized. Gene Ontology annotation, molecular function: hydrolase activity, hydrolyzing N-glycosyl compounds. The transcript has 2 exons. The record is from RefSeq and is a predicted model, not a curated record. NCBI's taxonomy places the organism in Eukaryota, Fungi, Ascomycota, Sordariomycetes, Glomerellales, Glomerellaceae. The coding region runs from base 89 to 1432 and encodes 447 amino acids.
CACUAGCAACAGCUCCAAUGGACUCAACAAUGUUACUAAGCCCAGGAUUUUCAUCUUCUCCGACAUACUCAACGAGCCAGAUGAUUCCAUGUCACUCAUCCGCCUGCUCUUGUACUCGAAUCAGUUGGAUAUUCGCGGGCUUUGCGCAACCACAUCGACAUUCUUGAGGAACGAGACGCACCCGGAAGAGAUGACUAAAAUACUGCAGGUGUACGGCACGGUGGUGGGCAAUCUCAAUCGCCACGUCUCACAGGAUUCCCAGUACAGCAGCUCGGAUGUCUUCCUGCCAUUGGUGUCCUCUGGGCCCAAGGUUUAUGGGAUGGAAGCUCUGAGUACGACUCUCAGCCAAGGAGCGAAGAACAUGAUCGAGAAACUCGAAGAAUCUUCGGAACCUCUACACGUCAGUCUCUGGGGCGGCGCAGGCACGUUGGCACAAGCCCUCCAGCACAUCGAGAUGAACCAGUCAUCAGAGAAUGCUGCACUUCUACGGUCGCGGCUUCGGGUCUACGCUAUCUCGGACCAAGAUAACGUCGGCUCUUGGAUCCAAGCUCGAUGGCCAGAUAUUUUCUACAUCACAAGCAUUAAUGGUUUCAACGAAUUUGAGGGUGCAACCUGGGUCGGAAUCAAUACGGACGACAAUGGGUUCGCAAACACCACCAAGAUCAAGAACGCAUGGGCCGACGCGAACAUUCGAGUUGGGCCUUUCGGGACUAUAUAUCCUCAGAUUUUGUACGGGAUGGAGGGUGACUCUCCUAGCUUCCUGUGGCUCAUCUCGAAUGGCCUCUCGGUACCAGAUAUGCCAAACCUUGGAGGCUGGGGAGGUCGUUACAGCAGGGUCUCCGAAGUGGAUGGUUUCAACUGGUAUGGCAACGCACCAGACAGCGUAUCACUUCCCAGCGGAGGCCAAUACCGUAGCAGCCAGGCAACGAUUUGGCGUUGGAGAGAUGCCAUGCAAGACGAUUUUGCCGCCCGCAUGCAGUGGACGCUGAACAACAGCGUGAGUGCAGUGGCACACCCGCCUCUCCUAAGCAUCAAUGGCUCGACAGGCACCGAGGUUGUGAGAUUCGACCUCGGCCUCAAUGGGUCAAUCAUACUCGAUGCGAUCAGCACUUGCGAUGCCGACCACUCUGGAGACACGAGUCAACUCGACUUUGAGUGGUUUGGAUACCCGCCCCCUCAGGGAUACGGCGUUCAACCUUCUCUGACAAUUCAACCACUCUCGUCACCACUCGGGACGAAUGGCAUUCUCCCUCUGAAUGAGGCUGGCUUUGCAAAUGUCACACUUGGACCAAUAGUCACCAUCUCGCCGCCAACUGAGGCCGGCUCUGCAUCGGAUGGGGAGGAGUGGCAUGUCGUCCUACAGGUCCGCACGAAGAAGGGGCCGUACGCGAUCCGCCGGUACAAGAGAGUUAUCAUCACAACGCGUGCAUAGUGGUAACUAUAGUGAUACUAAUUCACGAUGAAUAAUGUAUUGUGCUCAGAUAGACGGGUGGACUCUUUCUGUCAACGUUGAGUAACUCUACAUGUGAUACCAUUGUCCACAUCGUGGCCAACUUCGACAUUGCAGAAUCCUAUUGGCUAGUGUUUUAAGGCCAAUUGCCCAGUCUGCUCGCAACUUCAUCGUACUGCGAUUUCGUUUGGCUUCAAUGUAGAAAUCGAGCCCGAUGACAAAGCGGGCAACAAAAUACCUACUCAUCUUUACCCCAGCUCUUUGUUGGAGAUCCUGAU